Messenger RNA from Arachis stenosperma, 1753 nucleotides. RefSeq names its product serine carboxypeptidase-like 26. The coding region runs from base 35 to 1501 and encodes 488 amino acids. Gene Ontology annotation, molecular function: serine-type carboxypeptidase activity. The transcript is spliced from 9 exons. Gene Ontology annotation, cellular component: vacuole. Lineage: Eukaryota; Viridiplantae; Streptophyta; Magnoliopsida; Fabales; Fabaceae. The record is from RefSeq and is a predicted model, not a curated record. Gene Ontology annotation, biological process: proteolysis.
CAAACCAAAAGCCACUUGUUAACACUAUACAAUAAUGUUGGGGUCAAAGAAGAUUUCCAUUCUGGCUAUAGAUAUGAAUAUUCUUCUGUGUUUCAUUCUUUCAUUAACUACUACUAUUACUACAUCUUUCAUUAAAGAAGCAGCAUCAUCAUCAUCAGAAUUUAAUGUGAAAAGCUAUGAAGCUGAUAGAGUAAGAGAUCUUCCUGGCCAACCUUCAAGCCCAUUGGUCUCACACUUUUCAGGAUAUAUCACUGUCAAUCAAGAACAUGGGAGGGCCCUUUUUUACUGGUUCUUUGAAGCUCAAUCUGAUCCUUCCAACAAGCCUCUCCUUCUAUGGCUCAAUGGAGGACCUGGAUGCUCCUCAAUUGGGUAUGGUGCUGUAGUUGAGAUAGGACCUCUUUUAGUCAACAAAAAUGGUGAAGGACUACAAUUCAACCCAUAUUCAUGGAAUCAAGAAGCAAAUUUAUUAUUUGUGGAGUCCCCUGUUGGAGUUGGUUUCUCUUACACCAACACAUCCUCUGACCUCACUAUACUAAAGGACAGCUUUGUUGCUGAGGAUGCCUACAAUUUCUUGGUAAAUUGGCUACAAAGAUUCCCUCAGUUCAAAUCAAGGGACUUCUUUAUAUCAGGAGAAAGCUAUGCUGGCCAUUAUGUCCCUCAACUUGCAGAGCUAGUAUUUGAUCGAAAUAAGGAUAGAAACAAGUACCCUUUUAUUAAUCUUAAAGGUUUUAUUGUGGGGAAUCCAGAAACUGAUGAUUACUAUGACUACAAAGGCCUUCUAGAAUAUGCAUGGAGCCAUGCAGUUAUAUCAGAUGAACAAUAUGAGAAAGCAAAGAAAGUAUGUGAUUUCAAACAAAUUGAUUGGCCUAAGGAAUGCAAUGAGGCCAUGAACACAGUGUGGCAAGAUUACUCAGAAAUUGACAUAUACAACAUUUAUGCCCCUAAAUGUACUCUAAAUAGCAGCACUUCCUCAUUAUUAUUAGAUGAUGAUGAUGAAAUUGAGACCAAGAGAAUGAGAAUUUUUGGUGGCUAUGAUCCUUGUUAUUCCACAUAUGCAGAACAAUAUUUCAAUAAGAUAGAUGUUCAAUCAUCUUUUCAUGCUAAUAUUAGAGGAGAAAACACAAACACUACUAGUGUAACAUGGAAGGUUUGCAACGAUUCCAUAUUGAGGACUUACAACUUCUCUGUAUUUUCGAUCCUACCCAUCUACACCAAACUCAUCAAGGGUGGGCUUAAGAUAUGGGUUUACAGUGGAGAUGCAGAUGGAAGAGUACCUGUGAUAGGUACACGGUACUGCAUUGAGGCCCUUAAUUUACCUCUAAAGACUACUUGGCGUACUUGGUACCAUCAAAAUCAGGUGGGAGGAAGAAUAGUGGAGUAUGAAGGGGUGACAUAUGUGACAGUGAGAGGGGCAGGUCACUUGGUGCCUCUAAACAAACCCAAUGAAGCUCUCUCUCUCAUUCAUUCCUUUCUAACAGGGGACCAUCUUCCUACUCGCUAAUUUUCAUUUUCAGUCAAAUCAUUAAUCACCACCAUCUUGGUUUAUUUUCCUUGAUUAGGAAAUCAUUACUUUAUUACUAUGCAUGCACUCAAAUAAUACAAAUUCAAAAUCAUGAUUGAUAUCACAAUUUAAUGGUCUAAAACUAUACUGCAGUUGCAGUUUGUUUAGUUUAGUAGAUGAUAAAGACCUUAUGUAUGCAGAUAUUUGGACUCGAAAAUAAAAUCAUUUCCUGUAUGCAGAGUUUGGAAACAA